Molecule: messenger RNA, 1094 nt
Organism: Alternaria alternata
Lineage: Eukaryota; Fungi; Ascomycota; Dothideomycetes; Pleosporales; Pleosporaceae
Exons: 4
Coding region: 180-956 (258 amino acids)
Source: RefSeq, a predicted model, not a curated record
GAAGACAAUAAUAUGGCAGUGUGGCAUACGCGAAGAUAACCAUAUCCUCUGAUACCAGUGAAAUUCACCGCUCACUUCACAUCUGUGACCCCAAAUAGGUUCAUAUCAUGUAAGCGCUUCCUCGCGUCUCUUCUUCCGUCCUCUUCUCAAUAUCCCUCACACCACGCUCUCAAUUUCCGAUGGUCUAUCUCAGCCAAUUCGAGCCCAUCAUGAAGCUCUUCGCGACCUCCAUCCUCACUUUCGCCCUCCUGGGCAUCGUUACCACUGCUUCCACUCUCGACGGUGAAGCCUGCACUGAAGGCGAGAAGCAGUGCGCCCUCAAUGGUCACAUGGUCGGUCAAUGUGUCAACGGCAAGUGGACGAUUGUCAAUAUCUGCAAGCCUGGCGACAUCUGCGUUGAGAAUGCUACAGCUCUGUGUGCUUCGAACCCUGAUAGGAACGUACCUUUCAGCGCAGAGAGCGAUAUUUCCGCUAUUGAGGAUCUUGGUAACAAUGGUGCUGAGUUCCCUGCCACUGAGGAAUGUCGCGAUGGCGAUGCGCAGUGCGAAGUCCUUCCGCUCAUCCUGCUUGGCCGCUACGCUUUCAAGCGCUGCAAUAGCAACCACAAGUGGUUUAUCAAUGUGGUCUGCAACCGAGAGGAUGUCUGCAUUGCCGAGCCUUAUCCUCACUGUGCCAGUCUCGAGGCUGUUGACAGACGUGAAGAAAGCAAUGGCAAAGAUGGGGGUAAAGACGUCAUCAACGCGGUUCAGGUCAACAAAGUCGAACUGCCAUGCACAAAAUGCAAGAGAUUUCGCGAUGAGUGCACCACGAAUUGCUACAAGUCGGUCCAUUGGAGGACGCGGACGUGGUGCCAGAAGACAUGCAUCAACAAGAUGAAGGACUACUUUGUUGAAGACGGCAACCAUGGAACGUACCGCGGUACCUGUAAGUACUACUGCCCGAACUUGUGUCAAUAAGUUUCUGCGAUAGGAUGGCAGGCCGGGGUGAAGUAUCUGAGAGUCCUCUGUGAAACUGGAUGAAGCAAUAGGACACGUAGGAUCCGAGAAGUUACAAAGGUAGCGCAAGCGAAUAUAGGCCGUAGCCUGCGUUGACAU